ACUUAAAUGAUUAUUAUAUUAAACCAGUAUGUUUUUAUAUUUCUAAAAUAAUUGAGUUCCUAAUAUAAAAUAUAAUGAUCAUUUAUCCUACAUCAAAUAUAUUAAAGUUUAAUUAAUUUUUUGACCUAUUAAUAAAAUUGAUAUAUAAAUAUAAAUGAAUUUCGAAAAUGAAUGUUGAAGAAAAUAGACUACAAACUUUUACUGAUUGGCCAGCAAAUGCUGCAGUUGAUGCUGCUCGAAUAGCAAAAGCUGGAUUUUAUUAUAGUGGACAUGGUUUAGAAGUACAAUGUUUUUUAUGUGGAAUAAAAAUUUCUGAUUGGAAUUAUGGUGAUCAAGCUAUAGUUCGUCAUCGAUUAGCUGAACCUAAUUGUUCUUUUGUUCAAAAUCCUUCUAGUACUUGUAAUAUUCCUUUAAUACCAAUUAACAAUAAUGAAUUGGCAUCACCAUCAACAGAAAUAUCACAAAAUAAUAUAAUUGAAUAUCAAUCUACAAAUUCUUAUCAAUACAAAGAAUCUCAAAAAAAAUAUAAAAUCAUGUCACAUAGGUUACAAUCUUUUAUUAAUUGGCCACUUUCUUCUAUUGUAUUACCUGAAAAUCUUGCCAAAGCUGGAUUUUAUUAUCUUCAACAUGAUGAUGAAGUACAAUGUAUAUAUUGUGGAGGUAUUUUAAAAAAAUGGGAGCUUGGUGAUGAUCCAAAUAAAAAACAUAGAAAAUAUUUUCCUGAUUGUAAUUUUUAUGUUCAUCAAGAUAAAGAUGAUAAUUUAUAUUUAAGUAAUGUAAAAUUAAUAUCUGGUACAACAUCAAAUCUUUUGGACUUAGGAAUACAAACACACACAACUCCUAAAAAACAAGAUUGUGCAACAUAUGAAGGAAGAUUACAUACUUUUAAUGGUUGGCCAGAAAAUAUUAAACAAACUCCUGAAAUAUUAGCUAGUGCAGGAUUUUAUUAUGAUGGAUAUGGUGAUCAUGUUAGAUGUUUUCAUUGUGAUGGUGGCUUACGAAAUUGGGAAACAACAGAUGAUGCAUGGAUUGAACAUGCAAAAUGGUUUCCUAAAUGUGAAUUUGUAAAUCUUGUAAGGGGACAAGAAUUUAUCAAACAAUGCAUUAAUAAUAGACCACCGUUAGAUCAAUCAAUUUUUGAAGGUAUAACAGAAGACGAAAAUAUAGAUAAAAUUGAAAUGUCAUGUACUUCUUCAUCUUCACUAGAAAUUACAGAAGCAACAUUAAAAAAAUUAUUAGAGAGUCCAUUAGUAACAAUAGCUUUAGAAAUUGGAUUACAUAUGGAUAAAAUAAAAAGAGCUUUGCAAAAACGAAUAGAGGAAGUAGGAAUACCAUACACACAUCCUGAUCAACUUAUAGAAGAUGUUCUUUGUGGGCAAAUUAUGGAAGAAUCAACAAAGGAACAAACAAACAAUAUAGAAAAAUGUAAUAAUAUGAAAAAAAAUGAAUAUAAAGAACAUUCAAUUGAAAAUGAGGUAUUUAAUAAUACAGCUAACAGAAAGACAAAUAUUAACUUCAAGGAAAUUACAUCUUUAGAAGAAGAAAAUAGAAAAUUAAAAGAAGCUCGCUUAUGUAAAAUUUGUAUGGAUCGAGAAAUAGCUAUUGUAUUUUUACCUUGUGGACAUUUAGCAACUUGUGUUUAUUGUGCACCAUCUCUUACAUAUUGUCUAAUGUGUAGACAAGAAAUUAAAGCUAUUGUUCGUACAUUUCUAUCACGUCGGAGGUCGACGUUAAAGAUUGGUAUAAAAGUUGUGUGUGUAUGUGUGAAAACAAAGUGCGUGUUUUACUUUUACAGUUAUUUUGAUAGAUUUGGAUAUAAUAGAUUUGGCAAUAAAAAUAAGAUGACUGGUAUUAUCAAGCACAGAGAUUUUGGAAAUGAUUCAAACCUCAAAACUUCAACAAAUGCACAUUUAACAUCACCACUUCUUAUAACACCUCAUAUAUUGAAUGAUGAAGUAGAUAAUAUUGAUUAUCGCUUUGAAGCAGCAAGACUUCAAAGUUUUGAAAAUUGGCCUGUAUCAUAUAUAGAACCUGAAAAACUUGCAGCUGCUGGAUUUUAUUAUACAGGUGAAGGUGAUAAAGUUAGAUGCUUUGAAUGUCAAGUUGAGAUAUGUCAAUGGGUAGAAGGUGACAUUCCAAUGGUUGAUCAUCAAAGAUGGUCAGCAAGAUGUAGAUUUAUUCGUAAAAUAAAUUGUGGUAAUGUACCAAUAGGAGUAGAUCCUAACACAAUCAUCCCACCACGACCAAGAAGUAGAGAUGUAUGUGGUCCUUAUGGUUUAGAAUAUCGACUUACAUCUGGUCCUGAUAAUCAUAAUUUUUCAACUGAAUUACAAUUACCAAGUACUGCUAAACUUAGUCGUUUAGGUUUGACAAGGCCUAAGGGACCUCUACAUCCUGAAUAUGCUAGUUAUGAUGCUAGAUUAAACACAUUUUCAACAUGGCCAAAAUCUAUGCCACAAACAAAAGAACAAUUAGCAGAUGCAGGUUUUUAUUAUACGGGAAAAGGUGAUCAAACUAUAUGUUAUCAUUGUGGAUGUGGUUUAAAAGAUUGGGAACCAGAAGAUAAUCCUUGGGAACAACAUGCAAAGUGGUUUUCUAAGUGCUAUUAUUUAUUAACAGUUAAAGGACAAGAUUAUGUGAAUAAAAUAACAGGCCAGCAUGUAUCUCCACCUUCAAAAGAAGAAACAAUACAAAUGAAUUUACCUAGUUAUAUUACAAAAAUACAACCUGCAAAUAUAGAAACAGAAAGGAAAGAAGGCACAGAUAGCAAUCCAGGAUCAAGUUCUCAAGAUAGUGGUGUAGAAAAUAUUGCAAGCAAUACAGAAUCUGUAAAAGAAAGUGCAGAAAAUUUAUCAAAUACAAAAAUACAAAAUAGUAAACCUACAGAUGAUGCAAGAAUGUGUAAAAUUUGUUAUAAUGGAGAAUUAGGAGUAGUAUUUUUACCAUGUGGACAUAUGGUUGCGUGUGUAAAAUGUGCUCCUGGCAUGAUAUCCUGUGCAGUAUGCAGAGAACCUGUUACAAUGACUGUACGAGCCUUUUUCUCAUAGUAUUCCAUAUAUAUCAAUAGUAUUCUAAUAAUUAUAGAUAAAAAUUCAUUGCAUAUAUAGCUAAUAUUUAUGGUGAUUCUUUGCAUUUUACAUUUAAUUAUUUUUGACAAAUCAAUAUUUUAAUAACUAUUUUAAAAACUUAUAAUCCGUCCAACGAAUCGAUUCAGUAUUGAUAAAUAAAAUAUUUAAAUAUAAAACAUGUAGUGAAUAUAAGACUUUAAUUGAUUGCAUUCAAUUAUUGAUUGGCAAGUAUCAGACAACUAUCAAUAUUUAUAAAAAAUCUUAUAUCAAAAUAAAAAAUUAUUGUUUAAGA
This is a messenger RNA of Apis dorsata (giant honeybee), 3360 nucleotides long. It is a transcript of the gene Diap2, whose product is annotated as death-associated inhibitor of apoptosis 2. The transcript is spliced from 11 exons. Gene Ontology annotation, biological process: negative regulation of apoptotic process; positive regulation of protein ubiquitination; regulation of cell cycle. Lineage: Eukaryota; Metazoa; Arthropoda; Insecta; Hymenoptera; Apidae. The record is from RefSeq and is a predicted model, not a curated record. Gene Ontology annotation, cellular component: cytoplasm; nucleus. The coding region runs from base 168 to 3047 and encodes 959 amino acids. Gene Ontology annotation, molecular function: cysteine-type endopeptidase inhibitor activity involved in apoptotic process; ubiquitin protein ligase activity.